AUGGCGGCCCUAGCCUUCAAGGCCAUCAGCUACGGCGCAGAGCAGAUUCCCGACAGCUUCUUCCACAAGUUACCCGGCGGCUACUUUGCACCCCCCGACUCGAAAGAGGGCAAGAAGAGAGGCAAGCACCUGAACCGCAACGAACGAGACGCAAGACAACGGCACCGGAGCGAAGACCGGUCCAGUAAGCGCAGCUCCCGGCAAGAGCGCAGCCCGCCGACCGAGUACUCUGACUACACCGACGACACCGACUACGAGCGCGAACGCGAGCGCCGAAAGAGGGAGCGACGACGCGCAAAGAGCACGGGAACCACUGCUAGUAGGAGUCUGAGUCGCGGACGUCACGGGAGACACAGCAGCGACCUGGACGGGCAGCACAGCGAUUCAAGAGACAUGGCCUCACCUCAGCAGGGACAGCCUUACUUCCCUCCUCCGCCCACUUCCGAAUACAAGCCCUAUAAUCCGCAGGAAUAUGCACCGAGCCCCGUGCAGGACCGCCGCCCCUCUGUCACUCCAGCCUACGGAUACUCUCCUCAGCCACCACCCACAGAGCCACGCAACGUCUCAUUAGAUUAUGGCCAGUACGACGCGCCCCGAAGCUCUAGGUACGCUCCCGGCCCCGGCUACGCUCCCUCGCCCGCCGUGGAUGCGCCUAUCCCUCCUCCGCCAGUGGGAUCAAAUUCCCCUAUGAACCCUUACCACCACACCGAGUUCCCUGCGAGCGGCGCUGGCUACCAGCCAUCUCCCCCGCCCUUCAACCGCCAGCGCUCCAACUCUCAGCCUACUUUCGCGCCUGUGCCCAGCGCAGUCUACCCGACCUACGUGCCCCCAUCUGCUGAACAGUCGAUGGCCGCGUACACCGACACUCGCUCCUCCCGCCGUGAGAGUACCAAGCCUCGUCGCGAACAUCGCCACAGGGCUAGGUCCGUUGAUUCUCACUCCCAUCAGUCCCGCUCUAGCAAAGAUUCCCGUCGCGAUGACUCACGCAUGACUAAAAUGCGUGAUAGAUUUGACGGCAUGGAUCUGCGCGAAAAGAGCUUGGCGGCUUCGGUGGGAGGUGCGUUGGCGGGAGGACUCGCGGGCAGGUCCUUGGGUAAAAGUAGGCUGACCACACUGGCAGGAGCAGCUGCGGGUGCAUUGGGUGCCAGGCAGAUGGCGACACGCUCGAGAAGCGGAAGCGAUCGCCACUCCAAAUCCCGUUCGCGCUCCCGAUCACGAACGCGCGCGCAUGACCGCGAACGCAGCAAAGGUCCCGGCCUACGUGCUAGAAGCCGCAGCGUGAUAGACCGCCUCCGUUCCAAAUCGCGCGGACACGAUGAUCGCGAUGCGCGAAAGGAUGACAGGCGCGACCGCGAUCGUCGUCCAGAUCAUGGAUACGACUAUGGUCGCGAUGAUUACGACUACUUCAGCAGCGAUUCUGAGGGUGAUGGCAGUCCCGUGAAGACGAGGCGCCAUCGCAGGAGGGACUAUUAG
Molecule: messenger RNA, 1473 nt
Organism: Alternaria viburni
Lineage: Eukaryota; Fungi; Ascomycota; Dothideomycetes; Pleosporales; Pleosporaceae
Exons: 3
Coding region: 1-1473 (490 amino acids)
Source: RefSeq, a predicted model, not a curated record